Messenger RNA from Helianthus annuus (common sunflower), 1490 nucleotides. RefSeq names its product exosome complex component RRP45A. Gene Ontology annotation, cellular component: cytoplasmic exosome (RNase complex); nuclear exosome (RNase complex). Gene Ontology annotation, biological process: U5 snRNA 3'-end processing; U4 snRNA 3'-end processing; TRAMP-dependent tRNA surveillance pathway. Lineage: Eukaryota; Viridiplantae; Streptophyta; Magnoliopsida; Asterales; Asteraceae. The record is from RefSeq and is a predicted model, not a curated record. The transcript has 8 exons. Bases 157 to 1260 code for a protein of 367 amino acids.
UAAUACCCUUACAAUAAUAUUCCCGUGGUGAACUUUCGUCAAAAACCCUUCUUCAAACCUGCAAAUUCACAAAGGUCAAGAGUCGCCGGCACCACCGUAACUGCCACCACCACCGCCGGCUACUCCGUCUACAGUUAGUGAAGUGCAGGGGAGAAAAUGGAGCAGAGGCUAGCUAAUUCGUUAAUAAUGACGGUAAACGAAAAGAAAUUUAUUGAGAAUGCGUUAGUUUCGGACAUUAGGGUUGACGGCAGACGUCCGUUUGACUAUAGAAACCUAACUAUCAGGUUUGGCAGUGAAGAUGGUUCAUCAGAGGUGCAGCUUGGCAAGACUCAAGUGCUCGCGUUCGUCACCGGACAACUAGUUCAACCUUACAGAGAUAGGCCGAACGAGGGGACUUUUGCAAUUUACACCGAGUUCUCACCUAUGGCUGAUCCGUCAUUUGAACCAGGUCGUCCCGGCGACUCUGCUAUUGAGCUGGGUCGAAUUGUAGAUCGUGGUUUAAGGGAAAGCAGGGCCGUAGACACCGAAUCACUUUGUGUCAUUGCAGGGAAGUUGGUAUGGUCCAUUCGGAUUGAUCUUCACAUUAUAGAUAAUGGAGGAAAUCUUGUUGAUGCUGCCAAUAUUGCUGCUUUGGCUGCCCUUUCAACGUUCCGGAGGCCUGAAUGUACAAUUGGGGGAGAAGAUGGUCAAGAGUUGACUGUACACCCACCUGAUGUGAGGGAGCCGCUUCCGUUGAUAAUGCACCAUUUUCCAGUGGCAGUAACGUUUGGGUUUAUCGGCAAAGAAAACAUUGUGGUGAUUGACCCGACGCACUAUGAAGAGGAAGUGAUGGGUGGAUCAUUGACCGCUACUCUCAAUACAAAUGGUGACGUUUGUGCUAUUCAGAAAGCUGGGGGCGAUGGAGUCCUGCAGAGUGUUAUUAUGCAGUGUUUGCGCAUUGCGUCUGUGAAAGCCGGUGAUAUAACAAGCAAAAUAAAGAGUGCUGUCGAAUCUUAUAAUACACAAAGAGCAUUACGGAAAAUCAAACGUCAUAAUCCUUCAUCCGCAGUGAGUAAUGCGGCAAAGCAUAACGAAGAAUCCACACAAGUGAAUACCGAGACCAAAUCUAUCCAACAAUCUUCUGAUACCAACACAUCCGCUUCAACACACGACGUAACAAACAUUGGAUCACCAGAACAGCAAUCAAAAACACUAAAAGAUGCAGUGAAGCCGAAGCACAAGAAGAGAAAGAAGUCAACCUCCAAUGCUAAUGCAAGUUAGAUCAGCACUCACCCUCUUUAUAUCGGACUAUAUAAUAUAUGCGAUUAUUUGUGCCGGUUUUCAUCUAUCUGAUUUAGCUUUUUGAGACUUGGGAUAUGCAUUACAGUUUUAGAAGUAACUUUGCAAAAUUGUAGGAGAAAUGUUGUGUACAAAGACUAAGCUUAAAGUGAAGUAAGUGACCCGUGGCUGUUUCAAUUUUUGGAAAAUGAAUAUUAUUUUUUGGCGAGUCA